CCGGCGCUUGCCCCCAAGGUCCCCAUCGCCCGCCCCGGGGCUGCCCCGUCGCUGGCGCCACCAGCGGUGACCCAGAUCAUCACCCUGAAGGAGUGGGUGCUCCCGCCACGGCCAAAACCGGGGCGCAAGCCCCUGGUGGACACCCCGGCGCUGAAGCGGAAGGCGCAGAACCGGGCCGCCCAGCGGGCGUUUAGAGAGCGCCGAGCCACCAGGGUCCAGGAACUCGAACAGAAGUUGUUGGAGGUGGAAAAGGAAAAGGAGAUGAAGGAGAUGAGCUUGAUCAGCUCCCUCAACAAGCUCAAGGGCGAGAACCAGCUGUUGGUGAAGCUGUUGGAGCUGAUGAAACGUGAUAUUGCCAUGCUCAAGCUGUUGGCGUCGAGAAAUAACUCCCCCGCCGUGCAAGCGCUGCUGCCCCACUACCCGACGCUGAACGCUCCUUCGCCGUUUACGAUGGACUCGCAACAGAUCCUGCCGGCGCCGCUGGCAGACCUGCCCCGCACCGCUGCCGUCGUCUACUCGAAGCUGCUGCCGCAAACCUACCCGCCCCCGGCUCCCGCUCGGGCUUCAGUGGCAGCGGCGGAGCCCGUCGACUGUGGCGUGUGCAUCAAGGAUGAGUGUCUCUGCGAGAAUAUCGGCCUCAAAGAGCCCGCGGCGUCUUCGGCCCCGUCGCAGGGACCACCCCCGUACUCGGCGGUUGCCGCUUCUCCGGUGCUGGCACUGGGGUCGUCAACUUCGACUCAACAGCACCAGCACCAGCCCCAGCACCAGCCGCUUCUCUUGCUUGAGCAGACGCUCCGGUCGCAGCUCCAGGACUAUAAGCCCGAGCCAGCAGUGCUGUUGAAGAAGCGGAAGCGCGACCCCCAGGAGGCGAUGGAGAUCGACUUCACCGCCCACUUCGCCAAGCGGCCGAUGCCCGACUUGCUGAAGCUUGAGAAGAAGCAGCCGCCGCAAAAGAAACAGCUCGCGGUGCCGUUCAACAAGGACCUGCCGGUGGACCUGUGUGGGUUCUGCCUGGACGAUACCCCCUGUGUGUGUCGUGAAGCCGCCGAGGAAGCGGCUAAGCUUGGUCUCGAUGCCAACUCUCUCCCCCCGCUUAAUAACCUGGGCCCUCCCGCCAAUGGCGACGCGCACAAGGCGUCGCUCCCCGUGCUCCACCCGGGCCCGUCGCUCGAGAUCUCCAAUUUCCUGAAUUUGACCCCCGGCGCCGUCCCGUUAGUGGUGAACCCAACCACCCGAGAUCCGGUGUCUAUUCAGGCGCCAGCGGAAAAGGAAAAGAAGGAAGGGUGUACCGGUAACCCCGGCACCUGUAGCCAGUGCCAGAUGGACCCGUUGCUGACGUUAUUUUGCAGUACGGUUGCCUCGAAGGCCAAAGACGCGGGGGCUAAGCCACCGCCGCCGUUACUCCCAUCGACACCCACCAACCGUAUCUCGGGAGGUGACGGUCCCUCGACCCCGGGUCCGUUCACUCCCGGUGGUUCGGUGGCUCCGGGACAGCAGGGGCUCUAUAUCCCUUGUGCCGACGCCUAUAAAACAUUGCUGCGGCAUAAACGGUUUAGCCAGGUCGAUUUCUCAACCUUGGUGGGCAAAUUGACCACGCGAGGCAUGCAAGUCGAAGUCCAGUCGGUGGCCAACGUCUUGCGCGAGUUGGACCGCAAUAUUUAUAACUAA
Molecule: messenger RNA, 1668 nt
Organism: Diutina rugosa
Lineage: Eukaryota; Fungi; Ascomycota; Pichiomycetes; Serinales; Debaryomycetaceae
Gene: HAP43
Product: Hap43p
Exons: 1
Cellular component (GO): RNA polymerase II transcription regulator complex; nucleus
Molecular function (GO): DNA-binding transcription activator activity, RNA polymerase II-specific; transcription cis-regulatory region binding
Source: RefSeq, a predicted model, not a curated record